Molecule: messenger RNA, 1741 nt
Organism: Scaptodrosophila lebanonensis
Lineage: Eukaryota; Metazoa; Arthropoda; Insecta; Diptera; Drosophilidae
Gene: Rbsn-5
Product: rabenosyn-5
Exons: 3
Coding region: 117-1616 (499 amino acids)
Molecular function (GO): metal ion binding
Source: RefSeq, a predicted model, not a curated record
CAAAAUAGAAUUAAUUAAUUACCACGGCCGUACCAAGGAACAGACAACUGUGCUGUCAGCUGUUUUCAUUCUGAAGAUAAAAAAGAAAACACCCACAAAAACGGAAAAGAAUCAAUAUGUCGACAAAUCCUUUUGAUAGCGAUGAUGAUCAGGAUACCACAAGUUGCGAAAUAUUGGAGGGAUUUCUGUGCCCGAUUUGCCGUGAAGAUCUGAAAUCAAUUGAUUUCCUCACAGACCACUUUUCACGCGCCCACGCCGAAGAAGAGGAUGCCUUGAAGUCCGUGUUCAAGGACAUAUUUACCAAAGCUAAAAAGAAAAUCCUCAACAAUUUAAAUGAUGACCGCGGUACGUCAUCGUACAGCGGAGGUUCCAGCUCUGCUACACGAGGCGGCAAUGGGGAGCAGCGCAAUCCCAACAACGCCCGCACACGGAUGAAUGUCUACAAUUUUAUGGGCAAACAGACUGUGGGCGCCGAGUGCUCACAUUUUGAAUAUUUUCAAUCAGUGCGCAAUCCUCGCCUGGAACGCUAUGCGAGUGAGACGAACAAACUUAUCAUUCGAUUGCAUCGGCUGCUAAAGGAUCUGCCCACAGAUGCCAUGCAGCGGAAACAGCAUGAGCAACAAACAGUCGCUUGGUUGGAUGGCAGUUCAGUUAAAUUGUGUCCUGAUUGCGCGAAAAGCUUUCACAUAGCGCGUCGACAGCAUCAUUGUCGGCUCUGUGGAGGCAUUAUGUGCAACGACUGCUCAAAAUUCUUGCCGCUAGAGAAUGCAAUGCAACUAGCCAGCUUGUCCAGCACGCGCAGUGAUCCAAUCCAACAGGUCCAACACGAUCAGUUGGGCGGCGUUCGCCUUUGCCACCAUUGUCUGUGGCUACUCGACACUCGCCAGGAUAUGCACGAGAGCCGCACCUGCCGUCCUAUGCUGGUGCAGGUCUAUGAUCAAAUACGUCAGCUGCAAAAGGAGGUGAUGCCGGAUCUGGACAUGUAUAUGAAAAUUGUGAAUAGUCUGUAUGAAGGCGACUCCAUAUUCACCAUUGCGGAUGCAAGUGCGCUGCGUGGCAAGAUUGGGCAGACUGCUGAAGCUAUUGAUGUGCGUAGCAAACGUAUUAUGGCCAUACAUAGUGAGCCAGGCAGCCGCGAGGAAGCUUUGAAGAAAGCAGUACGCCUAUGUUGCAUACAAACUAUUAAGGAACGUAUGUUGUCGCUGCCACCACUGCCAGAUGAGGCGCAAAUACGACAGAUUCAGGAGCGCAAGCGCAUGGAGACUGAACAGCGAAUUCAGACGGAGCAGCGCAUGGCGAUGGAGGCAUUUGAGCGCUACGGAUUGGGCAAUGCGGCAACUACAACUGCAGUGAUAGACAGCGGUAGCUUUGCGCAGGGCUCUGAUCUGCAAUCGUUAAACAAUUGGUCGGCACCACAAACAGCCGCAAACGUGCGCGUUGAUGAUCCUCUGGUCGAACAAAUUAACAUAAUUAAGGGCUACAUCAAGCAAGCACGGCAGGAAAUGAACUUUGAAGUGGUGGAGACACUUGAAAUCAAUCUGCGCGAGUUGCAACGUGAAGUUUAUGAGCGUCAGCGCCGGUCGCAAAACGCCCUGACACCCGAAGCCGAGGCCUAGUAUUUGUACAUUGUAUAAAUGUAUAUGGUAGCAUAAGUACAUACCUUUAUAUGACAGCUGAUAAGCUCAAGAGGCAUUUAGCAGCGUCUUCAUAAAUAAAUCAAUUUAUUGCAACUUUACAAUAA